AUGGAGAAAGUAAGUACAGAUACUUUGAGGUCGGCUGCAUCCAAAUGGAGUCUUGGUGGGGAUAAACAGUUAUUAGAUUUAUUGCAAGAUUUUCACAAGAAAAUUAUAACCAAAUGUUCAGAAACCAACACAAAACUUGAUGAAUUAGUUGGUUGCUUGGACACAGCCAGUAUUGAUCUUCAAAAUGUGAACAAUAAGUUUAUGUCACUAAGUAAUACUCAAUUUAUUGAGAGGAGAGUUUAUGAUGACGAUGUAGAUGUUGCCCCACCAGUUACUCCUCCUAAGGAAACCCAUAGACAGCCAGAAUCAAAAGAAGAUUUAGCAAAGCUACAGCAAAGUAUAGAGGUCUUAGAGUCUAUGCAUGAAGUCGUUCAAAUAUUGGAUUCAGACUCAUCUGACGAAGAUGAUGAAGGAAGGAUGGUCUUUAGACCGAAAGAUGUGUAUGCACAUAGACCCUUGCCAUAUAUAAUUGGAUCCGAAAUGUGGAAGAAGAAAUGGCAUGCAGGCUUAGUGGCUGAAGACAGCGACACAGAUAGUACAGGUUCCAAGCCAGAACCGCAAGAGGAGUAUUCAGAUUCUGAACCUGAAGUCAGUGAGAUACCGACGGAUAAAAUUAUGCCAAAAGAUGUUACGGUGUCUACUACUUCUACAACAAGUAUGGAGGCUAGUCUGAGUGUAUCAUCAUCUAAGCCAGCCAAACCUGCGGACAUAGCUGCGGAGUUAGCCAGACGACUCGGUGGUGAUAUGAUACCCCCUCUACCCCCAAUGGGCAAUUCUCCACCAAAAACAACAGCCACAAAGGUGUAUCGACCAGAACAACCACCUAGAGCUACUAUAUUUUUCAACGAACCACCUCCGUUGGACCGAGAUUCAGAAAAAGAAGAGAGUGAUACAGAAGAUAAUAUUUUCGCCGAAUUACACAGAAAGAGUUAUACGCAAAAUGAGAAGAUUCGUCCGCCCACAAAUGUUAUUGAUGAACUUUUUGGUCCUGUUGUUAGUCCGAAGAAGCAAGAUAACAAACGUAAAUCUUUGUUAAGUGACGAUUCUGAGCCAGAACUGUUUGCUGAAAAAUCGAAGGAAAAAACACCUGGAACAACCAAGGAUGCCAGUUUAAAGAAGCCAGUUGGAGGAAUAUCUAUAUUCGGAUCGAAUCAAGACUCCAACAGUAUAGGAGCUGCCAUCCUAAAACGCCAUCAACCAAAGUCAUCUGACGAAGAAAGCGAAACCGACAAUUCAUCAAUACAAAAAUCUGUUCAAGCUUCCAAGGAAGAAAAUACCGUACUAGACCCUAAAAAUACAGAAGCGUUCAAUAACCCUGCAACAAGCAAAAAUAAUGUAUUAGAGGAUUUAUUUACAAAACCAAAAACGAAUAAGACUAAGAGUUUUACUAAAGUUUCUAAUAACAAAGAAAUUGAGUCUAAGAGAACCGAACAGAAAAAAAUUGACCUAUUUAGCGAUGAUUUAUUUGAUGAUAUAGAUGAUAUUUUCACUAGCAAUGUUAUUACUAAGAAAGUAGAUAGUCAGAAGUCGACCUUUGAGGAUGACUUAUUCUCUAAUGUUGUUGCAGCUAAAAACCUAGCAAACGCUAAAAAUGAAACAUUGUUUGACAGCGAAGAUGAACUUUUUACGAAGAAAGCAGUAACUGAAGAGAAAACACAUCCAGUAUCAAAGCCCCAUUUAGAUACAGUAAAAAAAGAAUUAUUUGUUGAUACAGUAGACGACUUAUUUAAGGAAAAAGUUGUAAAUACAUCAAUGAGUACUAGUAAUAUUGCAGACAAGGGAGAUUUGCCAAUUAGAAAAGAAACCUCUGCUGAAAGUCUUGCGAGAACUAGGGACUCUGUAUCAAGUAUAAAACCUCCAAUUGUGUCUAAAAAUACAGAAAUCGUCAGUAAAAAGACUAAAAGUAUUUUUGAUGAUGACAGCGACGAUGAUCUUUUCAAAAGUAAUGACAUACCAAGCAACGAAAACAAUUUAAAUACUAUCACGAAAAAAAAUACAAGUCUUUUCGACGAUGUUAGUGACGAUGAAUUGUUCGUCAGUACAAAAAGUAAAUCUGAAGUAAAGCCGUCGUUAAAUGAUCCGUUAGUAGAAGAAAUCACAGAUAAGAAAUUCGGUAUAGAGGGACAAAUAAAAAACAACGAUACCAAAUUUAUUUCUACAGAAAAAAUGACCUCUUAUGAAAAAUUAGUCCACACCACCAAAGUACAAAAAAGUAUUUUCGACAGUGAUAGUGAAGAAGAACUGUUUGGUGGUAAGAAAAAAAUGGUCAACCCAAAUAAAUCUUCAGAAAAAGUGCAAACGCAAACAUACACAGGUAUUCCAGAUGUUGAUAGCGUCAGUAUAGACAUAAAUAAUGCACAAUCUCCAUUAAACAUUAAAAAUGAGGAGAAAGCAACUUCUAAUUGCGAAAACCAAGAAAAUUCACAAAAUAUUUUACAUUCAGAUAACACAUUGCAAGAGGCUAUAUUACCAAAAGAGAGCUCCGAGUUCUUAAAUAUAAAAGAUAAUAAUCCAAAUCAUGCAUUUAAUAGUCCCUCCAUUUUUGACGACGAUGAAAUGGAAAAUUGUUUGUCCAACACAUCUGUAAACCAAGGUGAAGCGAGUCAAGAUAAUGAUCAAACUAUAAUAAAUCGUAAUUACGUUGUAGCAAGUGAAAAGGAUAUGCAAAUUGAAAAUAUUAUAACUAGUGACAAACACAAUAUUGAAGACAAUAGAGAUUUUGAGAAAAAAGAUAUACGAAUAUCGGAAAACGAACGUUAUAUACAAAAAGAUAUCCCCUCCGAUAAUGUAAAAGAAUUUGAGAAAAAUAGCCAUAACGUCAAAGAACUCACUUCUCAACAAAAUAUACCGACGGAAUCCAAAAUAAGUCCAGAGCAAUCUGACAUAAUUAAGGAAACUAGUCCGUUUUCUGAUAUAUUUAAUGAUUUACCUCCAGAAUUUGAAAAACCUAAAGAACCAAAGAAAAGCAAAAAUGUCAACGCCCUCUUUGAUGAUGAUUCCGACGAUGAAACAUUAUUCUUCAAGAAAAGUAGUGAAGUUACAGAUGAACUACCAAGCCCUGGUUACGCAAAUGAACGGUUUAGUAUAUUUCACGAUGAACCACCUGCUGUUGACAUCGAUUUUACCCCGAAACCUCCCAAACCAAAUAAAAACAUAAUUAUUGAUACUCCUAAUGAAUCUGUAGAAGAAUUAACUAAUUCACAGGAUUGUAAAAAAGAUAAAAAUAUAAUAAUCCAAAAGAAAAACGUUGAUCAAGAAGCUCUUUCGCCAACCUCUAUAGAAGAAACUGUAAACAAAAGUGAGAUUCAUUCGUGUUUUGGUGAUACUGCCGAAAAUGUUAAAAUUAAAUCUAGGGUGCCCGUAGAAAAGGUAGAAGAUUCAAUUAUAUCGACGAAUAUAUUAAUCACGGAUAAAAUUAAUAAGUUACACAAUGAAAGUCCGAUAGAAGAAAAAGGAAAGAAAUCGAAAAAUAUUGGAAAAUUGAAGACUGCAAAUCUUAUCAUUAAUGUAAAUUCUCUUCUACCAGGUGCAGCGCCUAAAAAAAAUAAAUUACCUGAAGAAAUCGACGGCGCUGUUCAGUCGAGGAUGCCGGAAAUAAAUGAUCGAGUUCAAACGGCGGAAAUCCUGGACAAUACUGUUUCUAAAGAAAGAGCUAAAAUUAAAGUUAAAAGACGUCCUUCUACGAGACAGGCUAGAAAAGAAGCCGCUAGAAAAUCUGCUAUUGAUUUUGGAGAAAGUGUUGAUUCCACAGACAAUUCUGCUACUAUAGAUAGGUCAAAAUUUUCCAACAUAGUUAGUGCAGAUAAGAUCUGUUAUGAUAAAAUAGACAAUAAACCAUAUAAUAAUUCUGAUGACAAUAAAAGUGAAAAUGUAACAAAAGUAGUAUAUAUUAUAAACGACGAAGACAUAUUUUCGGAAGGAAAUAAGGAUUCAAAUGAUAAUAGAUCAAAUGUACCUCCACAGAAGUCGAAAGAAACUAUAACAGAAGUAGGUAUAUUAGGUCAAAGUAAAAAUAAUAUACAUCAAACAAAACCUUCGACAAGCACAGAUAAUAAAUUUGAUGCUAAUAAAAAUGCUAAGUCAGAUGUGAAAGCAAUUUUUGAUCUUAGUGAUAGCGAUGGUGAACUUUUUGGUGCCAGUAAGAGUAAGCUGCCGCCGAAAACUAAACUUUUCGAUUCAGACAGUGAUGAUGACGAUUUGUUUGGAGGGAAAAUACAAAAAUCGAAGAAUGUAGAAAAAGUGAAAACUACUCAAUCACUCUUCAGUGGUGAGAGUGACGAUGAUCUGUUUGGUACAUCUACAAAAAAUAGUGAUUCAACUUCAAAAUCGAAAGAGGUUUUAAGUAAACCAUCCGAACCAGUCUUUGAAGAUCCUCUAUCAAUUUUAAAUCAAGAUAAUAGGUAG
This is a messenger RNA of Leptosia nina, 4404 nucleotides long. The record is from the annotation of a GenBank genome assembly. NCBI's taxonomy places the organism in Eukaryota, Metazoa, Arthropoda, Insecta, Lepidoptera, Pieridae.